GCUGUGUCUAUAUCACGAAGAUGGCUAAAACUUUUCAUCUCUCCAUCGUUGUCGCCGUUCUCCUCCUCCUCUUCUCAGGGACAAUGGUGAAGGAGACCAAUGCUCAGCACAUGUGCCAUGAAAAUUUGACAAAAACAACUUGCGAGGAGGCCACGUGUCGGUCAAUGUGCACCCAGAAAUGGAAGGGGACCGGAACCUGCGUCCAGACUUACGAGCAAAGAUACGCUUGCGUCUGCACUUGGCCUUGCAAGUCCAUUUAAUCAAAUAAAUAUGUUUUAGGCCGAUUACAAAAUAAACAAAUUAUGUAAGGUUACCAAUUUUUUUUGG
Molecule: messenger RNA, 327 nt
Organism: Tarenaya hassleriana
Lineage: Eukaryota; Viridiplantae; Streptophyta; Magnoliopsida; Brassicales; Cleomaceae
Product: putative defensin-like protein 128
Exons: 2
Coding region: 21-260 (79 amino acids)
Source: RefSeq, a predicted model, not a curated record